This is a messenger RNA of Phycodurus eques (leafy seadragon), 4287 nucleotides long. It is a transcript of the gene gnao1b, whose product is annotated as guanine nucleotide binding protein (G protein), alpha activating activity polypeptide O, b. Gene Ontology annotation, cellular component: heterotrimeric G-protein complex. Lineage: Eukaryota; Metazoa; Chordata; Actinopteri; Syngnathiformes; Syngnathidae. The coding region runs from base 439 to 1503 and encodes 354 amino acids. The record is from RefSeq and is a predicted model, not a curated record. The transcript is spliced from 8 exons. Gene Ontology annotation, molecular function: corticotropin-releasing hormone receptor 1 binding; G-protein beta/gamma-subunit complex binding; G protein-coupled serotonin receptor binding. Gene Ontology annotation, biological process: G protein-coupled dopamine receptor signaling pathway; adenylate cyclase-modulating G protein-coupled receptor signaling pathway.
AAGACACUCGGAAAUCAUCAGCACCACCAACAGCAGGACCAGCGCCGCCCUGAAGAGAGAGUUAGAGAGAGAGAGAGAGAGAGCUCCAGACACCCCCGCCCCUCCCCUGCACACUCCCCACCUAACAACAACCUCAGCCCCGCAGCGAGGCUCUCUCACAACGACCCCACCCCGCCCCCAACCCCCCUGAGAGAGGGCACGGAGCGAGACACACACCGAGGAAGACGAAGAAGAAGAAGAAGGAGGAGGAGGAGGAAAAAAAAAAAUCGAAGAAGACCGCUUCGGGUUGCCCUCAAUCCGGGCCUACUAAUGCUGUAGCAGAGAGAGGAAGAGCGACAACAGCGCACUGAUUGAGGAGUCGGCGUCGGGGUGGACCAAGGCGGAACCCGGGGGGGGGAACACGACGCUUGUUCAUUCGCUCGUUCGUUCGUCACCAUCAUGGGAUGUACGCUGAGCGCCGAGGAGCGAGCCGCUCUGGACCGCAGCAAGGCCAUCGAGAAGAACCUGAAGGAGGACGGGAUGGUGGCCGCCAAGGACGUCAAACUGCUGCUGCUCGGCGGUGGAGAGUCCGGCAAAAGCACUAUCGUCAAACAAAUGAAGAUUAUCCAUGAAGAUGGCUUCUCUGGGGAUGACGUGAAGCAGUAUAAGCCUGUGGUCUACAGCAACACCAUCCAGAGCUUGGCAGCCAUCCUGCGAGCCAUGGACUCGCUGGGAAUCGAAUUUGGAGACAAGGAUCGAAAAGCGGAUGCCAAGCUGGUGUGCGACGUCGUGAGUCGCAUGGAGGACACGGAGCCAUACUCUGCGGAGCUUCUCAGCGCCAUGAAGCGUGUUUGGGUUGACGCUGGGACUCAGGAGUGCUUCAACCGAGCCCGCGAAUACCAGCUUAACGACUCGGCCCAAUACUACCUGGACAGUUUAGACCGUAUCGGGGCUGCAGACUACCAGCCCACAGAGCAGGACAUCCUGAGAACCCGAGUGAAGACCACCGGCAUUGUGGAAACCCACUUCACCUUCAAAAACCUACAUUUCAGGCUCUUUGACGUGGGAGGGCAAAGGUCAGAAAGGAAGAAGUGGAUCCACUGCUUUGAGGAUGUGACCGCCAUCAUCUUCUGCGUGGCCUUGAGUGGUUAUGACCAAGUGCUCCACGAGGAUGAAACAACUAAUCGCAUGCACGAGUCCCUCAUGCUCUUCGACUCCAUCUGCAACAACAAGUUCUUCAUCGACACCUCCAUCAUCCUCUUCCUCAACAAGAAGGACCUCUUCGCAGAGAAAAUCAAGAAGUCGCCGCUGACCAUUUGUUUUCCCGAAUACACAGGUGCUAACACUUACGACGAUGCUACCGCCUACAUUCAGGUCCAGUUCGAGAGUAAGAACCGCUCUCCCAAUAAGGAGAUCUACUGUCACCUGACCUGUGCCACGGAUACAGGGAACAUCCAGGUAGUGUUCGAUGCCGUCACUGACAUCAUAAUCGCAAACAAUCUGAGAGGAUGCGGCUUAUACUGAGCACGGCUGUCGUCGCAGAGCCUGAGGCGUUAUUGAUCAUUUUCAGAAUACUUUAAAAAAAAAAAAAAAACAAAAAAAAAAAAAAAACACACACGCAAAUAUGUAAUUCUACACGUCCGAAAUGGACCCAAAGAGCUGCCGCCAGACAUCACGUCAGAUUCAUGUCAUGAUUUUUGUGCCCUUCCUCUUCUUAUGAGUUCACAACACCAGUUUUGUCUUUGAAUGUUAAUGAUUUGUUGAUGAGCGUAAACAAACAACUGGGGGAGGGGGCAGGAGCGACAGCACAAAUGCAGUGCAGAAGGGGCAAAACACCCCAAAUAUUGUCUGGUGCUGCGUUUCUCAAAGCUGUAAGAUGGCGGAGAACAUGCUGAUAAUAUAAUCGCGGGAAGGCGCCAUUGUUGUCUCUCCUUCAGAGGGCCACACACAUGACUGAGUAGCCCGCAGGUCUGUUCCACUCCUUGUCUCUUGUACUUCAACAGAAAGAGACUAUUAUCCUGUGUAGAGUGGUCUCGAACCCGCCUCUGAUUUGGGGGGGGGAGUCAUAUCGGUGCCAACCAUCUGAGAACAGAUUAGUAUCAUAGUUGGCUAUUAUUUAAGGUUAUGACCAUGGAAUAUUUUUUUUUUUAGUUUUUUAUUUAAGCCUCAUGCCCCUUCCUCCAACCUCCUGAAUGCCACACAUUUGAUUUCCAAACGUACUUGUAGCCCUCAAUGUGAAUCUGUUUAGACAUAGAAGACUGCACAAGGAGAAUAUCAUUGCAGGCAGCCUUUGUCUGGGGAGAAACUAUCAUAUUCCAAGCCUCUAUCUUAAAACAUUCUCCCCUCCCAUCUAUCAUCAUCAUUCCCUUUUCACACACAGAAGUACAGCUCUUCAUUUUCACCCAUACACCGCAUUCCUGUAUACACAUCUCCCCUCAUAUCCUAUCCCUCCUCACCUUAAAAGCACCGUAUUGUAUAUAAAUAUAUUACGAUUAUACCAGAUUUUUCUUUUUUUUACUGUGAAUGUUUUUGUGCUGCACCCCAUCUCUUAUUCUCUAGUUCAUUGGUUGCUCUCAUGUGGAAUGUUUGUGCUGAGCCAAUCGAAUGUUGUGUUUACAUUAAAGCUACACUUUUCCUAACUAUUUCCCGUGUGUGUGUGCGUGCGCUCAUGCUCUCAAAAUUGAAAACACGGUCAUUUUGGGUUAGGUCGCAAAAUGAGAAUGGACCGCCACAAACGUGGAGAUUCGGAGCAGCUCUUGCAUGGCCGCGCUGGCUGGAACGUAUUAUCCAAUCAGGAUGAACGUGAAAAAUGUGGCGCGGGCGAGCCAGUUUAUUAGGUUAAAAGUGUUUCAUCCUCACAGAUGAGCGGCCAUUAAUUUAUUGAAUGACUGCUGGAUCAGCUGUCUGACCCGCUUCUGUCACUUUAAUGGCUGUGAUGUUCAUUACCGCGCUGCUUCGCCUUCAUGGGGCGGCCUCCUUUCACGCAAUUACAAGUUAGCAGGUUGGCAAUCCCAGUGUGACACCAUUAAUAGACCUUUUAAUUAUACAUUUAGGACUCUUCUCAUAUUUAACAAGAGUGCUUAGUCACAUUUAGGUCACAAUCUGCAACAGACUGAUAUCAGCUUUUCAAGUUAUACCACCCAAGAGCAGUCUUGUAAUGCAGUACAAAUACUUUGUUACUGUAAAAUGUUCUGUACAUGACUUCGUCAGUAAGACUUCUGGCAACUUUCACUUUACUCCAUUACAUUUUCUAAAUAAAAUUAAACUUUUACUCUGCUACAUUUCCUCUAAUCCUCUUCAUUACGUGUUACUGCAAAAUAAAAAUAAAAUUACAAGAAAGCGAAGCAAAAAAAGUCCCGCGAGGCAUCCAAUUUACCCACAUGCUGCUGACUGCUGCUCACGCAACACAUCCAGCAGCACAUGACGACCAAAACGACUGCAAUGGUUGUGGCGAUAACAAGGAUGACGUAAGGUCAAGCCCUUGCAGCGUGACCCUGGUCAACAGGGACGAGCUCUCAUUUUAAAAUGACAGGAAGUCAAAUCACUCAGGAUGAGGAAAUGAAAUGAAACAGACAAGCUGCUGUGUGAGUUACUGGUUCAAGAUAAACCCAAGCAACUAAACUGUCACACAAGUGGAGAAAGGAGCGUCUCAUCGGACAAACUGCACUGCUACCACUGAUGGUAUUUGGUUUGACUAAAUGUGUACAUGCUAAUGCUAAUAUAAGCGAUGUUUCAUAUUUAUUUGCAAGUGUUAAUUGAAUGUUACCAGUACUCUAGUUAUCAGCUGAAUCAGUUGCUUUACAUGCAAAUAUGCUAACUUGUCAAUGCUAAGUACCAUGUGGCCUGUAAAUGUGCUUUACAAAUUAGCAACCUUUAGCUUGUUUUAGGUUAGCUCAGCAUGUGCUGCUUAUUUUUUGGUAUUAUGAAUGCCUAUGCUAUUCGUUAUUUAAGGUGUGUUUAAGAAUUUCAAUAAAUCCCGUCAAAUAACCCCACACAUCUGUGAGCAGAUUUUUUUAGGAAAGCUUUUCAUACAGGAGAUGAAGUGCCUCUUAUACUAACCUCAAGUAACAGAAAUAUUGGCAUACAACAACUCCCCAUCCAACCCGAAGAAGCACAUCGAGGUAGGUUAAAUUAAUUGAUAUUAAUCCAGUGAAGCCAAAAUGUCAAUGUUUUUUUUAGUUAUCAUGGGCUUGUUUAGGCAUAUGGGUAACGUGACGGCCAGGCAACGAGUGCAAACUUCGCUCAUUAGCCAUGCAGAUCUUUAACUACUGUAUGCUAAUGAGGUAAAAUAGACAAAAUAAAAACAAA